This is a messenger RNA of Pteronotus mesoamericanus, 399 nucleotides long. It is a transcript of the gene SCT, whose product is annotated as secretin. Gene Ontology annotation, cellular component: extracellular region. Gene Ontology annotation, molecular function: hormone activity. The transcript has 4 exons. Bases 1 to 399 code for a protein of 132 amino acids. Gene Ontology annotation, biological process: positive regulation of pancreatic juice secretion; brain development; negative regulation of gastrin-induced gastric acid secretion. The record is from RefSeq and is a predicted model, not a curated record. Lineage: Eukaryota; Metazoa; Chordata; Mammalia; Chiroptera; Mormoopidae.
AUGGCCCCCCGGACCCCGCAGCUGCUGCUGCUGCUGCUGCUGACGCCGCUGCUCCGAGGCUCCGCGGCGCGCCCCGCGCCCCGCAGGGCCCUGCGACACUCGGACGGGACGUUCACCAGCGAGCUCAGCCGCCUGCGGGAGAGCGCCCGGCUGCAGCGGCUGCUCCAGGGCCUGAUCGGGAAGCGCAGCGAGCAGGACGCAGAGAACGGCACGGCCUGGACCAAACUCCCCGAGGGCCCGGUCUGCGUGCUGUGGCCCGCCCUGCCCGCCCUGCAGGCCUGGGUGCCCGCCAGGCUGCCCCCGGACCAGGCCUGGUCUCCCUGGCUGUGUCCCAGACUGAGAGUUGCAGCCGUGGCUCCAGGCCCUGCCACGCCUGCCGCGGCCCUGAGGGGGCCUUGA